Molecule: messenger RNA, 1356 nt
Organism: Peromyscus eremicus (cactus mouse)
Lineage: Eukaryota; Metazoa; Chordata; Mammalia; Rodentia; Cricetidae
Gene: Wnt3
Product: Wnt family member 3
Exons: 5
Coding region: 1-1068 (355 amino acids)
Biological process (GO): multicellular organism development; cell fate commitment; canonical Wnt signaling pathway
Cellular component (GO): extracellular region
Molecular function (GO): frizzled binding; cytokine activity
Source: RefSeq, a predicted model, not a curated record
AUGGAGCCCCACCUGCUCGGGCUGCUACUCGGCCUCCUGCUCAGUGGCACCAGGGUCCUCGCCGGCUACCCAAUUUGGUGGUCCCUGGCCCUGGGCCAGCAGUACACAUCUCUGGGCUCCCAGCCUCUGCUCUGCGGCUCCAUCCCAGGCCUGGUCCCCAAGCAACUGCGCUUCUGCCGCAAUUACAUCGAGAUCAUGCCCAGUGUAGCGGAAGGUGUGAAGCUGGGCAUCCAGGAGUGCCAGCAUCAGUUCCGGGGCCGACGAUGGAACUGCACCACCAUAGAUGACAGCUUGGCCAUCUUCGGGCCUGUCCUGGACAAAGCCACUCGCGAAUCAGCCUUCGUGCAUGCCAUCGCCUCGGCUGGUGUAGCCUUCGCGGUCACGCGCUCCUGCGCCGAGGGUACCUCCACUAUCUGCGGCUGCGACUCGCAUCAUAAGGGGCCACCUGGAGAAGGCUGGAAGUGGGGCGGCUGCAGCGAGGACGCCGACUUCGGGGUGCUUGUGUCGCGGGAGUUUGCGGAUGCACGGGAAAACAGACCCGAUGCCCGCUCGGCUAUGAACAAGCAUAAUAACGAGGCAGGCCGCACAACCAUCCUGGACCACAUGCACCUGAAGUGCAAAUGCCACGGGCUGUCCGGCAGCUGUGAGGUGAAGACCUGCUGGUGGGCCCAGCCUGACUUCCGUGCCAUUGGCGACUUCCUCAAGGACAAGUACGACAGCGCCUCAGAGAUGGUGGUGGAGAAGCACCGGGAGUCCCGAGGCUGGGUGGAGACCCUGCGAGCCAAGUACGCACUCUUCAAGCCACCCACCGAGAGGGACCUAGUCUACUAUGAGAACUCCCCCAACUUCUGUGAGCCCAACCCGGAGACGGGCUCCUUUGGCACCAGGGACAGGACUUGUAACGUCACCUCCCAUGGCAUCGAUGGCUGCGAUCUUCUGUGCUGUGGCCGCGGCCACAACACGAGGACGGAGAAGCGGAAGGAGAAGUGCCAUUGCGUCUUCCACUGGUGCUGCUACGUCAGCUGCCAGGAAUGCAUCCGCAUCUACGAUGUGCACACCUGCAAGUAGGGAGCCAGGGCACUGGGAAGGGGUAGAUUGUGCCGCUGGAUCCAUUCAUCGAAGUCCCAUGGGAAGCAGGAUCUAGAUCUGGGGCCAGCCUUCGGCACUGGCCAGCAAGGAGCGUGGACUGUUUACCAGCUGCAUGUGAUCCACGACCUGGACCCAGCCGGCCUCGGACGGGAGGCCUCUCCCUUCUCAUCUAACGUUUCUCACCCUGCUCUGGAUGGUGUGUGGCUUUACAGAGGGGCUUUCUUUUUUGGUUUUCCAGGGUCUGCUGGGGACAGACCCGAGGCUUAC